GCCCCGGUGCCCGUUCUCCCAUGAUAUUUUCUCAGAUCAGAACCAGAAGGUCUUGAAGGCCAAUGAGAUCAGUGGACUGAAUGAGGAUGAGAUAAAGGUUCUCCUGCUCCAGAACGACAACCAACUGCUGCCUGAGGUUUGUUGGGAGUAUUUUAAGGAAUCAUGUGAUCUCGGGAAGGAUUGUUCGCGGCUUCACAUUUGCGGUUACUUUACACGAGGAGAAUGUAACCGUCGCGCCUGUAAACAUUCUCACCACCUUCUGGAGUUCGGUUCUGAUCUCUUACUCACUCGCUGUGGUAUGUCUUUGGAGUCUAUUCAGAACUUUCAGAUGAUUUGUACAGUGAAACACAAUGAACGUCUCCAGACACUGAAGGCAGAGAACAGGAAGGACCAGGAGAAGGGGCAGAAUGGAGCCCAGAGAGGAAGAGGAGGAAGACCCCGGAACAGAGAGAUGAGGAAUCCUCAGGAUGGAACGAGAAGCCAGAGUCAAGGAGCAGCAGGGUUUUAUGGCUACGAGAAAUCAGACAGCCGCUCAUUGUCGAAGAACAGGGAGAGUCAUCUUUGUGGCGAUGAUGAAUGUCGUAUAAAGAACGAUUGGUUUAUUUCUAAGACGGCAAAGUCUGAAGACCGAGGAGCUUCAUUGCUUGAAAUGGCGGCAAAAUAUUCUUCCUAUAUGCAGCCCAUGAUGUCAUCAGGGACACACCCACCAACUCCCCCUAUGUAUACAUCCCACCCAGUGACUGCUCCUAAGGUGUCUUCUGCUCAAUCAGGAAACCCAGCCGGGCACUUCUUAUCAUCUUCUACCUCAUCUGCCCCUCAGCCAACACCGACCAUUACACCAUUGACCACUAUAGGAUCAGUCAAUGCUUCACCAACAGCUGUUGCCAGACCAAGCAAACCAGUUCAUCUUCCUGUGAAGGGUCCAUUGGUUGCAGAUUCUGUUAAGGCAGUGCCCUCGACAGUGGUGAACCUUUUAGCUUCUCCAGUGCCAACUACAGCAUCAAGCACUUUAACAGAUUCUCCUACAAAAAGUCCAUCUGUACCUCAAGAGAAACCAGUCAACCCCCCCUUUGCUUACUCAUACAGACCUCAACCAGUUGUCAUCACCAUCAAACCGGCAUCCUCCCCUGCAGCAAGUACUUCCAGUGCUCCAUCAACACCCGGUCCAAGAAUGGCUGAUUCUUCCAAAAUUCAGUCACCAUUUUCUAGUAGACUGGUUAAUUCUAGUACAGAAGGUCCAUCUGUUCAAGGGGUAAAACCAGUCCAGUCCAAUGUCCAGUCACAGGAUCCACCUGCCCCCUCUUCUGGUAAGCCCCAAGCCAGCAUAAAACCAACACCAAAGGUGGAGACUAAAGACAUAUAUGACUUUAUGAAAAAGGAUCUAGGAGAUUUUUUGACUAUUAACCCUUCACAUAUAGGUCAUCAGGCAGAGAGAACAUCUGUGACUGGAGCCGUUUACCUGCCACCAAAGAGACCGGAUCCUGACAAAAUCCCGGAGAUCUGUCUUUCGAGUCUUUGGAAAUACUGCAGGUUAGGAGGGUGUUGUCCGGACAUGCAUUACUACCUGCCGUACCGCUGGCAGAUUUACAAAGGAACCGACUGGGAAGAUAUUCCCAAUAUGGAGGAGAUUGAGAAAUGCUACUGCGACCCAAAGGUUGACAGGGUUCAAUCGAUUGAUUUUGUGACUAUGAGGUCUGGCAUGCACCGCGUUCGUCGCCUCUCCACCGUCUCAUCGGUCAAGAAGCCGCAGGAAUAUGUCCUGACCACUGAGUGGCUUUGGUACUGGAAGGAUGAACAUGGCACCUGGACACAAUAUGGGCAAUUUAAUGUAAAACAAGUGAGCUCCACCAUAUUGUCUUCAGACCUGGAGAGCAUCUAUCUCUCUGAUCCCACCGCAGUCAUUCCUUUCACUGCUGGCUAUCAGCACUAUGAGAUCAACUUUCGAGAAAUGAAGCAGAGGAACAUUCGGUAUACAACGGAGAAGGACGUGCGCAGGAGACCGAAAUAUCUGAGCUUUGAAAAUGUGAAAUUACUGAAGGGAAGUACAAAAUCAUCAGCACCUCAGUCCCCCCUGCAGUCACCACUGUCCCCCCUGAAGACUGACAUCUACCCAAGUACAUGGGACACGUCGGCCCUGCCGGAGAUCGGCUGUCAGAAAGUUCCCGUCUCCGACACAUCCAGCGAGUUCUCAGAAAUUGUCAGCAGCUUCACCAAGACGGUCAGCGGGCAUGUGGUGAAGAAGCUGUGGCGUCUCCAGAACCCAUCUCUGUGGCAGGUGUUCCAGUGGCAAAAAGAACAAAUGAAAAAUGUAAAUCAGGGACAAGACGUGAGGGAAACGCGACUGUUUCACGGCGCAGAUACGGCACAUAUAGACGACAUCUGCAAUCAGAAUUUUGACUGGCACCUUUGUGGCACCAAUGGCACUGCUUAUGGACAAGGAAGUUACUUUGCCCGAGACGCCUCGUACUCCCACACCUACUGCACGGCGGUCAGCGGGACGCGCUCAAUGUUUGUGGCUCGUGUGCUGGUGGGAGACUACGUGACUGGAAACCCCCAAGAGAAGCAUCCGCCGCAGAGACCCGGCAUUAACACGCGGUAUUAUGACUCCUGCGUGGACAACGUCACCAAUCCCUCCAUCUUUGUGGUGUUUGAGAAGCAUCAGAUCUACCCCGAGUAUCUCCUGGAAUACGAAGAACCGAAAAAAUCCUGUGUUAUCUGCUGAACGAGCCCAAAAUGUCUCCUGAAAACUGAGGCAACUGUAACAAGAAUUUAGAAUAAUCCAAUAGAUUCUACACCUAGAACGUAAAACAUAAGAACGCGGCUGUCCUUGGGGUCCUGCAUCUUGGCAGAUGGAGUAUUGUUUUCACUGAGCCUGGUGGAAAUACUACAUUUCCCAAAAUGCAUCAGAACUUGCCAUACAGGCAAUGAGACACCAGGGGCAGCAAAGAGUAUUAGUAAAGCCUUACAAGUAAAGAAGAGGGAACCAGCAGAAUGGUGAAUGCAGCUCUUGGUGUGAUUAGAGCAUAAGUCACAAAAUUCUAUGGCAGGGAAAUGGUUUUGGCAGGGCAUAAUGUCUUUUAGCCAUAACAAAUACCAAGAUUUAUGGGGUUAUGCCCCAAGCUAAUCUCCUGUAAUCUUGGCGUACACCCUAGGGAAGCCUGGUGGGCCCCUAGCUGAGGAUUAGUGAGGUCAUCAUUCUAGUGUGAUGACAUCAUUAAUAUUAUACACUGGCCCACUAUUUACUACCCUAUAAAAGAUAGUAUAGGGUAGUAUAUAGGGCCUUCAUCUACAUAGGGUGGUAGACAGGGUCUGUGGGCCCAUUAUGUACAUGGGGUGGUAGACAGGGUCGGUGGGCCCAUUAUCUACAUGGGGUGGUAGACAGGGUCUGUGGGCCCAUUAUGUACAUGGGGUGGUAGACAGGGUCGGUGGGCCCAUUAUCUACAUGGGGUGGUAGACAGGGUCGGUGGGCUGAUUAUCUACAUGGGGUGGUAGACAUAGUCUGUGGGCCCCUUCAUCUACAUGAGGUGGUAGACAUGGCCUGUGGGCCCCUUUAUCUACAUGGGGUGGUAGACAGGAUCUGUGGGCCCACUAUCUACAUAGGGUGGUAGACAGGGUCUGUGGGCCCACUAUCUACAUGGGGUGGUAGACAGGGUCUGUGGGCCCAUUAUCCACAUGGGGUGGUAGACAGGGUCUGUGGGCCCACUAUCCACAUGGGGUGGUAGACAGGAUCUGUGGGCCCACUAUCUACAUGGGGUGGUAGACAGGAUCUGUGGGCCCCUUCAUCUACAUGGGGCGGUAGACAGGGUCUGUGGGCCAACUAUCUACAUGUGGUAGUAGACAGGGUCUGUGGGCCCCUUCAUCUGCAUGGGGUGGUAGACAGGGUCGGUGGGCCCCUUCAUCUUCAUGGGGUGGUAGACAGGAUCUGUGGGCCCACUAUCUACAUGGGGUGAUAGACAGGGUCGGUGGGCCCCUUCUUCUACAUGGGGUGGUAGACAGGGCCGGUGGGCCCGUUAUCUACAUAGGGUGCCUUGAGCCCCUGGAGGGAAGCUUCCGCUGGAUGGAAGGUUCCUGGACGAUAUGUCGUCCUGCUCUCGUAUAUCUGGACUCCGGUCCGUCUUGUGUGAUUGUCGCCCUCCUGAUCCCCAGACAGGAAACAGGACAGGAGGGUGAAGAGCUAAAUAUGAUGAAGAAAUCUGAUUUUAUGUUUUGUGAAUUUACUAAAACUUCGACACAGAUCAGUAAUUUUCCAGUCACCCUGGGAUACAGCGCUAUGACCAGAGGUGACAACCGUGGAGAAUCCUUUCUUGUACUGUGAAGAAUAAUUUAACUCCUGUAGCCAAUAUGGCUACAGGAUGGCCAAACAAGAUCAUUCUAUCAAUAUAAAAUCAUAACUAUGAAAUUAAAAGGGAACUCCACUUAAAUAAAUAAUCCCUAUUACUGGUGUUACUUGUGUAAUCUGUCUCCAUUGUGAUCAGACAUGAGAUCUACACAAUGUAUCCUACAGGAAGAGCUAUUUAUGUAUUACUGCUGAUAACCAGCCUGUUUAUCAUGUAUAGAGGUAGUCACAGCCCCGCCCCCUGCAUGACAUCACUGAUAUAAUAGUAAUAUAAUGACAU
Hyla sarda is the source of this 4616-nucleotide messenger RNA. Its product is annotated as zinc finger CCCH-type antiviral protein 1-like. The record is from RefSeq and is a predicted model, not a curated record. NCBI's taxonomy places the organism in Eukaryota, Metazoa, Chordata, Amphibia, Anura, Hylidae. Gene Ontology annotation, molecular function: NAD+ poly-ADP-ribosyltransferase activity; metal ion binding.